AUGCACCGCACCUACAGCAUGCGCCAGUCGCGCGCCCCUACGGCGUCGCAAAUCCAGAACCCCCCUCCUCCCACUUCUUCGACCAAAGCCGGACGAUUCUUUGGCAAAGGCAACAUCGGCCACACUUUCCGCCACAAGUCUGCUGGUGCAUUUGGCCCCGACUUGGCCAAGAAGCUCUCCGCGCUGGUCAAGAUGGAGAAGAACGUUAUGCGCAGCAUGGAGCUUGUCAGCAGAGAGCGUAUGGAAGUCGCACAACAAUUGUCUAUCUGGGGUGAGGCGUGUGACGAUGACGUCUCCGAUGUAACAGACAAGCUGGGCGUCUUGAUUUACGAAAUUGGCGAGCUGGAGGACCAGUAUGUGGAUCGCUACGACCAAUACCGUGUUACGAUUAAGAGCAUUCGCAACAUCGAGGCGUCUGUGCAACCCAGCCGUGACCGCAAGCAAAAGAUCACCGACCAGAUUGCGCAGUUGAAAUACAAGGAGCCCAAUUCUCCUAGGAUCGUUGUUCUCGAGCAAGAGCUGGUUCGUGCUGAGGCCGAGUCAUUGGUUGCCGAAGCCCAAUUGUCCAACAUCACCCGCGAGAAGCUCAAGGCUGCAUUCACAUAUCAGUUCGAUGCCAUGCGCGAGCAUUGCGAGAAAUUGGCCAUCAUUGCAGGUUUCGGCAAGCAUUUGCUCGAAUUGGUCGAUGACAACCCCGUCACACCCGGUGAAACCAGGAAUGCGUACGACGGUUACGAGGCCAGCAAGGCCAUUAUCCAAGAUUGCGAGGACGCUCUCACCAACUGGGUGUCACAAAAUGCCUCUGUAACAUCCAAGCUUUCGCAACGAUCCCGCACCCUCUCUCAACGCCGCAAGAACUCUGCCCGCCGUGCCGAAGGUGUGGAUCUUUCUCAGCAAGACCAGCCACUAGAGAGCAGAGAGUCGGGUCUCUGGAUUCCCGCAUCCGAACAUCAGGGUAACGGCUACGAGGAUGAAGAGGAGGAUGAUCUUGAUGCACCUUCUACCAUCGCGACCACCGAGGCUCGGGGACGGGAAGACGAGAGGGUGAUUGCGGCUUAA
Periconia digitata is the source of this 1059-nucleotide messenger RNA. The record is from the annotation of a GenBank genome assembly. NCBI's taxonomy places the organism in Eukaryota, Fungi, Ascomycota, Dothideomycetes, Pleosporales, Periconiaceae.